Molecule: messenger RNA, 2610 nt
Organism: Strongylocentrotus purpuratus (purple sea urchin)
Lineage: Eukaryota; Metazoa; Echinodermata; Echinoidea; Camarodonta; Strongylocentrotidae
Product: scavenger receptor cysteine-rich domain superfamily protein
Exons: 10
Coding region: 16-2463 (815 amino acids)
Cellular component (GO): membrane
Source: RefSeq, a predicted model, not a curated record
UCGUGAAAUAUAAAGAUGGGGACAUUUCUUCCUAUACUUCAGAUACUAGUCUGUAUGCAUGUACUAUGGUGGCGUGUACAAGGAAUGACUACCGAAUCUCCUGAAGUUAUUGGUGCCCGUCUGGUUGAUGGAUCUCGUAAAUCAGAGGGAAGAGUUGAAGUUUACUACGAAGGACAAUGGGGCACCGUCUGUGAUAAUCUUUGGACUAUCAGGGAAGCCAGUGUGCUUUGUAAACAAUUGGGUUAUACUGGAGCAGAUGAGGUUGUAAUAGCCGGUCAGUUUGGACAAGGAGAAGGCGAUGUACUACUGGAUAUGGUACAAUGUACUGGUGAUGAGGCAAACCUGUUUGAAUGCUCACACAGUGCGAUUCGAACCACCGCUUGUGACCAUUCGGAAGACGUGGGCGUGGUCUGUACUUCUUCAGGUUCUGUAAGACUGGGGGAUGUUACAUCAUUUGGUAAAGGCAGACUGGAAUACCUGGAUGAGAACCAAGGCUGGGGAACUGUGUGCAACCAAACCUGGAGCCAAUCAGAAAGCACAGUAGCAUGUACUCAACUGGGAUUCGACCCUCGUCGUGCCCUUGAUGCCUUCCCCGCCUCUGGAGAAGACAACCUGCCGAUAGUGCUUGGAGGCCUUCAAUGUUUCCAACAAAAUAGAUUAGAUGAAUGUGAGAGGGAUGAUGACUGGACACCUGAUAGCUGUACGCAUGCGCAGGACGUCGGGGUACAAUGCAAACCCCCUGUGGGCCUCAGUUUGACGUCAGACGAAAAUUUCGCAGGAAUUCCUUACGUAUAUUAUGGACGGACCUGGGGAUCAUUCUGCUUGGACAAUUGGAACAUCAACGCAGCUCGUAUAUUCUGCAUUAACCUUGGUUUUCAAGAUGCAGUAUUUAUAAGUAGCACGACAGGAGGUCCAGCGACUCCACCGAGUACGAUUGUAAACACAAUCAACUGUACAGGAGACGAAGAAUACUUCACCGAUUGUCCUCAGAUAGAAUGGGCCUUUCAAGGAGAAUGCAACCAGAACGCUCGACCCGCUGUUGUGUGUCAAGAGGGACAAAAAUCCCUCGACAUCAUCAACCCGAUUCCUGGUUACCUUGAAUACGGUCGAGUAGAAGUGACCAUCAACAAUCGGCUGAGAGGCACCAUCUGUAACAGUACGUGGGACCAGGCUGCAGCUAAUGUGGUCUGUCGUGAUGUUGGUUUUAAGCGAGGAGCGCGAAGGUUCUUCACCAUCGGGGGAGGGGCUGCCGGAGACAUAUUCGACAGCGUACACUGCACUGGGGAUGAAGAAAGUUUUAGCGAUUGUCGGAGUGAGUUGGUCCCAGACUCACGAACGGACUGCGAUCACACUCAAGACGCUGGUGUCGAAUGUGUAGCAAACGACGACUCAUUGAUUGACUUCGUAAGCGGUGCCGGUUCCUUUGAGGGCGUGGUGUAUUACCGAGUAGAGGGUCGACGUGCGUUGAUUUGUGAUCAAACAUGGACUGACAAGGAAGCCACUGUGGCAUGUCGUAUGCAGGGAUACGAAGGUGGGACAGCAACCAAUGUGGUCGAUCUAGGACCAGAGGAUUCUACUGAUAUCUUUCAAUGGGAUAUUGUGUGUAAUGGUGAUGAGGAAAGACUAGAAGACUGCACUGUGACUAAGAGAGACACCCCGACCUCAUGCGCUCCUGAAAACAUUGCUCAGGUCAGAUGCGGACCAAAUAAAGAGUGGGACUUGCGGAUGACUGGAAGUGAGUUUUCAGAGCAAGGACGGGUGGAAACCUACAAGGACGGAGAAUGGGCCAGAUUUUGGGUGAUUCCUACCCCAUUUGUGUACAAUCCUAUCUAUAACAGGCUUUGUAAAGCAAUAGGGUAUGAUGAAGCGUUGUAUUCUUACAAUGGAGCAGCACAGAUGCCUUUCCAAGAAGCUUCACAGGAUGCAGGGGUCUUGUGUCAGCUUCAACCCUUAGACAACAGCUUCCGGUGUCGUGCCCUAACUGAUACGACUGGAAGUGGUUCUAGUUACGAGACAGGCAUUGUGUGUAAGCCCUUUGAUAUUGUGGCAUACCAUCCAAUAAGGUUGGUCGACAUUAACACAAACGAUAUCAACAACCAGUCAGGACUUGUAGAGAUCUACCAUGACGGCCAAUGGGGAAACAUUUGCGACAAUUUCGGUCAUUCAGAACUUGUAUGUUCCGACCUUGGUUAUACGGACACGACGGAUGCUACUAGUCUUGAUGCACAGACGGUUGGUGAUGGGAACAUUGGGACAAUGACCUGGUUCAGCACAUCAGCCAUUUUCACGUGUAACACCGUAUUUGGAUGUCAACACACAGCGUGGGGCGAUCCCCUUGAUGGGUGUGAUCCAAUGGCAGUUCGUUGUGUACCCGGAAGAGCUUCAUCUUUGGAGGGUUUGGCAUUAUCCCUCAUCAUCAUGGUGGUCGUCGUUACGGUCGAUCUCGGAUUCGUCGUGGUCUAAAGGCUACAAGAAAAUCUUAGAUCUAAAUGAGCAUCAUUCCGGUGGCUACAUGUUGUUUUCCCGAAGGUUCAUGAACCCGGAGGUCCGUGGUUCCGGAAGUACGUUCCUGCGACGCACAGUGGGCCAGGGAGGAACCAAAGUGCGCCA